This is a messenger RNA of Dracunculus medinensis (Guinea worm), 2847 nucleotides long. The record is from the annotation of a GenBank genome assembly. Lineage: Eukaryota; Metazoa; Nematoda; Chromadorea; Rhabditida; Dracunculidae.
AUGGGCCAUUCUUCGAUAGAACCGAAAAUUAGGCGCAUUUUCCAGUGGUAUGGUAAUUUUGCCUAUCGGUGGCGUUGGCUGCUAUUUAUCGUCCCUCUCUUAAUCACUCCUUUAUUCACGAUUGGCUUUAUUAGACUCAACACUUUAAAGAUAGAUGACCCAACAUACGUAUUUACACCUCGCGAUGCACGCUGGCGGUAUGAACUGAAAACAUUUUCGACUUUGUGGCCUCUAAAUGAUAACAAAUUUUUGCCCGGAAAAUCAUUCGAGAUUAAACGUAUUAUUGAUAUUCUAAUACGUGCUGCCGAUCACGGAGAUAUACUUCGAACAGACAUUCUAGAAGAAAUUGAAGAAUUAAAUAAAUGGAUUAUGCUCAACAUAACGAUACCUAGUGCAAAGGAAGAUAUCAUACUUUCAUAUCAAGAUCUUUGUUUAAAUUACGAUUGGAUUUGUGGUGCAAACGAACAUAUAUUAAUGCUAAAGGAUAGAAUCAAACUAGGGAAAUUGAUUGAUUUAAGCUUUCCUAAAGGUGGCAACAAGGACACACCUAUUUAUUUGGGAACUGUACUUGGCGAUAUAACACUUGAGCCAAAGAAUAGCACAUUAAAAAAUGUUGGCAUAACUCGGCUAUCGUAUUUCCUGAAACAAGAACCAAUUUCUGCUCUUCAGUAUUCGUCGCAAUUUGCCUAUGCAGUUGAAAAAUUUUUGAAUAAUUAUAAAAGUAAUAAACUAAUCAUAACGUUCGCUCAUAGUCAUUCACUUGAGGAUGGAUUAGAACAAAAUGCGAAACAUUUUACGCCGAAUUUCAUAUUCAGUUUUGUCAUUCUAUCUUUUUAUGCAAUUAUUUUUUCUUUUGUACUGAGAAAGAACACUAAAAAUCAAGGAAUUGAUUGGAUUCGUAGUAAACCUUAUGUUGCAUGCGCAGGCCUUUUCACAACAGUACUUGCAGUGUGCAGUGGUUUUGGUAUGAUGCUUCUCUUAGGAGUCCCUUACAAUGUUAUUAACACCAUUAUCCCUUUUUUAUUAAUAGCCAUUGGCAUUGACGAUAUGUUUAUUAUGAAUGCAUGUUGGAAUCAAACAGCACAAUCACGUUCAGUUGCUGAAAGAAUGUCGGAUAUGAUGGCCCAUGCGGGUGUCGCUAUAUCGAUAACAAAUAUUACUGAUAUAUUAUCAUUUGCAAUCGGAUGCAUUAGUGAACUUCCCGGUAUACAAUUCUUCUGUAGCUAUGCUUGUAUUUCAAUCGCUUUCUGCUAUUUAUAUCAGUUGACAUUCUUUACUGCUUUCAUGGCGAUUAUGGGCAAUUUGGAAGAACGAAAACGUCACUGUCUAUUUUUCUAUAGGUUGACUAAUGAUAUGAAGAAAACUUCAAAAGCUACAAUAGAUGCAGAAAUUUCGAAGUGCAGAAAUGGAAAUCAAGAGCAAAUCAAUCAUUCACAACGUGUUAAAUCUUUAAGCGGCAGUUCAACAGUUUCUUAUAUUUCUGAAAUCACUGCUGCGAGUGGCAAAUCCAAACAUCUUGUCCACAUAUCUCAAAAAGGCAAAUUAAAUGGAAACAAAAGCCAAUCUAAGAAAGGUUGGAAAAUUGUGUGCAAAGGAAAUAGUUUAAAGGAAAGGACUGAACGCCCAUCAAAGAACCGAAUAAAACCGCUACAAGAUCAUAAAGAUUCGGCACAGACAACUGAAGCGAACACUUUUCGAUAUUUUUUCAGCAAUAUUUUUGCACCAAUUUUGCUCAGAUCCGAAGUUAAAGCAUUGAUUUGUAUUUUUUACACUGCUUUUAUAGGAUUCGCACUAGUAGGAUGCUUGAAUUUUAAGGAGGGAUUGAAUCCUGAAAACCUUGUCACAAAUGACCAUUAUAUAGCUCAUUAUUUUCAUGAAUUAAAAAAAUUUUGGGUCAUCGGUCAACAACUUAAUGUCGCUAUAAUAAACCCUCCUAAUUUAACUAAUUCAGUAAAUAGAGAUUUAAUAUUUAAUGUUGUCAGUUCGUUUGAAAACACUGAAUAUACAAUAGGACGAGAAGGAACAGUUUUCUUUUUAUUAGAAUAUCUCAAUUAUUUAGAUGAAUUAAAUGCUGAAACUGAAGACACUUCAAGAAUUUGGGAUAUAAAACUUAAACGUUGGCUUAAAUAUACUGGUGGAAGCAAUCAGUGGGCAGCGGAUAUAAAAUACAACGAAACGGAUGCAUCGUUUCAAGCUUUCCGAUUUCAAAUAACUAUGAAAAAUAUCAUCGAACCGAACGAUCAUAAAAUAGCAACGAAAUUACUACGAGAAAUAGCCGAUCGACAACCAUUCCAUGUUCAAAUUUACCAUGAAACAUUCCCGUUUGCUGAUCAAUACUUAAUAAUAGUGCCAGCAACGAUUCGAAAUAUAAUUAUCUCGAUAAUUUGCAUGGGCAUUGUUGCGCUUUUGCUUGUGCCCAAUAUCUUUUGCUGUAUUUUGAUAAUUUAUUCGAUAAUAUCAAUAAAUAUCGGCGUCUUUGGAUAUAUGACAUUUUGGAGAGUCAAUUUGGACGCUGUUUCAAUGAUAUCGAUUAUUAUGAGCAUUGGAUUUGCUGUUGAUUUAUCUGCACAUAUUACAUAUGCGUUUGUUACAUCAACAGGUAAAACAAAUCGUCGUGUAACUCACGCGCUUGAAUCGCUCGGAUGGCCUAUUUUUCAAGGUGCCACUUCUACGAUUGCUGGUAUUACGAUUUUAUAUUUUGUGGAUGCCUAUAUAAUUUUAACAUUUUUUAAAACAAUUUGGUUAACAAUGGUUAUUGGCCUUACCCAUGGUUUACUAUUUUUACCCGUCGCUCUGAGUUUCUUUCCAAUUAAAUGCUUAAAUACGCCAGAUGAUGUUGUAUUGUAA